Molecule: messenger RNA, 2324 nt
Organism: Aquila chrysaetos chrysaetos
Lineage: Eukaryota; Metazoa; Chordata; Aves; Accipitriformes; Accipitridae
Product: lysosomal acid glucosylceramidase-like
Exons: 10
Coding region: 173-1963 (596 amino acids)
Biological process (GO): glucosylceramide catabolic process
Molecular function (GO): glucosylceramidase activity
Source: RefSeq, a predicted model, not a curated record
GGAGGAGUUGUGGGGGUGGCAGAGGGUGUGCUGCAGAGGGAGGUCUUGCAGCGGCUCCCCAUAAAGGUGAGGUGGGGAGGCUGGAGGUGCCUGAGGAGGAGGAGGGCUGGCAGCAGUGCAGGUCAGGGAGCAGCUGGGACAGAGGCUGGUGAGCUGUGUGUUCCUGGGAGGGAUGGACCCACCUCACCUUCCUGCAAGGCAAGGGUCUUUGUGGGUGGGAGGACAGAGCAUGCAGCAGGAACUCCCCAGCAGCAGAAGAAAGAGCAGGGGCAGAGGAGACUGCAGAUCCAGCCAGCGAGCACAGCCUGUCCCUUCAUCCCUGCCUGCACCUGCCUUGGCUGAGGGUGCCCCUGCUUGCAGGCUCCGCUCCCCGGGACCCACUGGAGCCAUGGGGGCUGUCAGUGUUCUGGGCUGGCUGCUACCGCUGCUGCUGCUGCUGCAGGUGGUGCCCCAGGCUGCAGGUGCCCGGCCCUGCAGCCCCAAGUACUUUGGCCGCGAUGCCAUGGUGUGUGUCUGCAACGCCACGUACUGUGACACGCUGGACCCCGUGGUCCUGCCGGCCCUGGGCACCUACGUCAAGUAUGAAAGCAGCAAGGCUGGCAAGCGGCUGGAGCGCAGCGAGGGGAGCUUCCAGCGCAGCCUGCAUGCCCCAGAGCUGCUGCUGACGCUCAACAUCUCCACACUGUACCAGCACGUGAAAGGCUUCGGCGGGUCCCUCUCUGAUGCUGCUGCCCUGAACAUCCUGGGGCUGUCGCAGCCAGCCCAGGACAACCUGCUGCGCUCAUACUUCUCUGAGAGUGGAAUUGAGUACAACCUCAUCCGGCUCCCCAUGGCUUGCAGCGACUUCUCCAUGCGCCCCUACAGCUACGACGACAUCCCCCACGACUAUGAGCUGAAGCACUUCAGACUGGCCGAGGAGGACAUGAAGAUGAAGAUCCCCCUCCUGCACCGAGCCUCAGCCAUGAGCAGGCGGCCGCUGUCACUGUAUGCCAGCCCCUGGACCUCCCCAGCCUGGAUGAAGAGUAACGGGGACAUCCGUGGGAAGGGCACGCUGAAGGGGCAGGCAGGGGACAAGUACCACAAGACCUGGGCCAACUACUUCAUCAAGUUCCUGGAUGAAUACGCCAAACACAACCUGACCUUCUGGGCAGUGACGGCACAGAACGAGCCCCUUGCAGCACUCCUCGCGCCCCCCCAGUUCCCCACCAUCACCUUCACUGCUGCACAGCAGCGGGACUUCAUCAUCCGUGACCUGGGCCCUGCGCUGGCCCGCAGCCCCCACCGCACCCGGCUCAUGAUCCUGGACGACCAGCGCAUCCACCUCCUGCGCUGGGCCAAAGCGGUCCUGGGCAAUGCCACCGCUGCCCGCUAUGUUGCUGGCGUGGGGGUUCACUGGUACCUGGAUGGCCUCGUUCCAGCCAGCUGCAGCCUGGAGGCGACCCACAAGCUCUUCCCUGACCAUUUUCUCCUCUACACGGAGGCCUGCAGUGGCUUCCUCACCAUCUGGUUCUCUGUGUCCCUGGGCUGCUGGGAGCGAGGGGACCAUUACAGCCACAGCAUCCUGACGGUCCUGAACCACUUUGUGGCUGGCUGGACCGACUGGAACCUGGCCCUGGACCUAGAGGGGGGCCCCAACUGGGUCAAGAACUACGUGGACAGCCCCGUCAUUGUGGACAGCAGCAAGGAUGUCUUCUACAAGCAGCCCAUGUUCUACCACCUGGGGCACUUCAGCAAGUUCAUCCCCGAGGGCUCGCAGCGUGUGGGGCUACACAUCAGCCACCGAUAUCUCUCCUGUCAGCUGGAGCACGUGGCCAUCCUGCGCCCCGACAGGGCUCUUGUCCUGGUGGUCCUUAACAGGUUUGGCUGGGACGUGCCGUUCGGGAUCCGAGACCCUGCCGUUGGUUUCAUCAAGACUGUGGCUCCAGCCAACUCCAUCCAGACCUACCUGUGGCGCCAGCAGUGAUGGCCAGGGCAGUGCUGGGGAUGGUGCCAAGUGGCUGGGGGUCUCCGUGUGUCAGGUCUUCCCCCACCCUUUCCAGCAUUCUUCAAUGGUGGAAGAGGGUGGUGACCUGCUGCUGGGGGUGCGAGAGGGACCAGGGGUCCUGCCCCCAUGCGAGGGGCUGUGUGUGCUCCCAGCACUGGGGUCUCACCAGGGCUGCUGCUGCUGGUGCUUCUCAGCCUCCCCCUUCCCUCCCUGGCACCCCCCAGCCCCCUGAAAGCUCCUGCUGCUCUGCCUCCUGGACCACGCUUUCACACGUGGCUCCCUUGAAACCUUCGUGUGUGUCUCAUGUGCCAAGUAAAGCCAUGACGUGCUCCCUCCGGUA